AUGCUUGCUCCUGAGUUUAACAUCACGCAUCCUUCAAUAUAUCGGACGUCGACGGCAAAUCCUUUCGUUUUGAUUGGAUUAGUUAGUGAAUCAAUACCACAUUGGUUCCGAAGAUAUGCAAAAAUUCGUCCAAACUAUUCUUUCCCAUCAUCGAUGAUUGAAGAUUUUCAAAAAAUUCGGGUAUCUAAUAAGGAAUUAUACACUGUAAUUGGUCUUGCAUUUAUUUUUACAAUGCUAAGAUAUUAUCUUCAAAUUAGACUUCAGUCCUGGACCGUGACGCACAAUAUUUAUCCGCGGUUCGCGCACAAAGUGCCCGAAUCGUUCUGGAAACUUGUCUAUUAUGGAAGUGUUUGGCUGUUUGCUCUCUACUUCCAUAUGUGCGUCGAAACUCAUAACAUUUUCGAAGAUCCGCUGUCAAUGUGGGUUGAAUGGGAGUCCGGAAAUAAGCCAAAAAUGCACUGGAUGGUCCAAGUGCUCUAUGCAGUUCAAUCAGCAUUCUAUAUACAUUCCAUAUAUGCGACAUUGUUUAUGGAUUUGUGGAGAAAAGACUCGUGGCUCAUGUUUGUGCACCAUUUCGUCGCUCUUGGCCUCCUUUUCUUGUCAUAUGUUGAUAAUUUCACUCUAGCCGGCGUUUUGGUGCUUUUCCUUCAUGACAAUUCGGAUGCGACAUUGGAGAUCACGAAGCUCUCGUUCUACCUCAAGAAGCGUACAAACGGCGCCUACUACAAAAAUUAUUUUCUCGUUGGAAAUGCCGCAUUCAUUCUUUUCGCUAUUAUAUGGGUGAUAUUCCGACUCUACUGGUACACUUGUAAACUACUCUAUGCGACGAUUUACGGCGCCGUUUAUCUUGGUCCGCAGGAUGCUCCAUUCUUCCCGCUUCUUGGCAUCAUGCUGCUCAUCAUCUUCGGCAUGAACGUCUACUGGUUUAACUUUAUUGCCCGCAUGAUUUGGCGUGUUGCUUUAACCGGCGAAGAUCCAGAAGAUAAUCGCGAAUGGGAUACGACAGCCGUCAGCGGUCUCAACCAGCAGAAGCUCGACGAGCUCGCCAAAGAGAAGUGCGCGCUCAAGCCGAAAAUCGUGUGA
Molecule: messenger RNA, 1083 nt
Organism: Caenorhabditis bovis
Lineage: Eukaryota; Metazoa; Nematoda; Chromadorea; Rhabditida; Rhabditidae
Source: the annotation of a GenBank genome assembly